AUGGCCAACAUAGUCGCGUUAAUUUUUGUCUGCGGACUUAUUCGCUUUGCCGCCGCAGAGCCAAAGGAUACCGGUGUCCUGCAGGACUUUCAGCAUAUCAAACAGCUCAGAUCAUUAGGAUUUAUGUUUGCUGAGCAAGUCCUGAAUGACACAACCCCUGAUUUUGGACUUCAACAGCCCAGACUGCCAACUCAGGAGGAUUUACUGUGCCUCAGCGAUUGGACUCAGUUCAUGACGGCCCUCAAGGCUGGACAAUAUUGGGCCUUAAAAAUGAUCGAUUCGUGGGGCUCUAUACCCUCGGGAUUCCUUACUGGUAACGUAUACGACCUGGGAAACUUUGACGAGUGCCUGAAUAUAAGAAAAGAGGUCAGCCUAGGGAGAACCAUCCGGGGCAAGUACUGCUUCCUCUCGGUUUCUCCCGGAAAAAUGCUAGGACUCGAUAAUUCAAUUGUUGGGACCUUGUCAGUUAAGACUGCCACUUGUUUUCCCGCCUCCUGCUCGGCUGCUCACAUGAACACGUUCUUGGGGCAACUGAUGAAGCAGUUCCUGAACUCAACUAUUCCCAGCAGCAGUAUGAGUAUAGUCGAGAGCAGCUGCCAGACAGAUGAACCUGAACCUUGGGAUGGACUUACCAUUUUCACAGUGGUGAUCUUAUCACUGAUGGCUGCUAUUGUGGCUAUUUUUACGCUAUACGACUACUUUUUCUGUGAAGACCAAGAUAAGCUUCCCCCAAUUGUGAAGGUGUUCUCGGCCAGGGCCAACUCCCGGGCUCUCUUCCGCGUCAUGGAGAACAAGAGCAACCCCAAUGUAAUCGAUUGUCUUCACGGAAUUCGGUGCUUAUCACUAAUCUGGGUGGUCUACUGCCAUCAAUACACUAUAUAUACUAUGGGAGCAAACCUGAAUAUUUUUCACUAUUUAUCGUGGUCUGAAUCACCAUAUGCCAGUUUUAUUGUCCACGGUUUCUUCUCAGUAGACUCUUUCUUCUUCCUCGGCGGCAUGUUGGUGUCGUUGAUUGCCUUACGGUCAAUGGAUAAAACCGAGGGGAAGUUGAAUGUGCCACUGAUGUACCUGCAUCGCUUGAUGCGCAUCCUUCCUGUUCUGGCGAUAGCGAUUCUGGUUUACAUAAGACUCAUGCGCAUAGUAUCGGGUGGACCGAUGUUCUCCGGCGGAUACAUGGGGACAUCGGUUUGCGAGAGCACCUGGUAUUGGACUUUGCUUUUUGUGAACAACUACAUGGAAAAUGCCUGUCCUGGACAUACUUGGUACCUGUCAGUGGAUAUGCAGUUGUUCAUCCUCUCUCCGAUCCUGCUGAUAUCUCUCUACAAAUGGGGCAAGAAGGCAGCAGCUGGAAUAUUCGUCCUAAUAGUUCUGUUCUCUGGCUGCCUCUUUGCCACUAUGAUGGUCAACAACUAUUCGAUGCUGAUAAAGAACACCAAUUCCGAGGCAACAAGAAAGUUGUACUUGGCCACCCACACACACGCGGCUCCUUGGCUGAUUGGAUUCUUGUUCGGAUAUUUCCUGUACUUAAAUAGGGGAAAGAAGUUCCGGUUGAGCAGGAUAGCCGUGUGGUCGGGAUGGAUUCUCUGCCUGGCCAUGAUCUUCACAUCGAUAUUCGCCCUGUAUCCGGAUGCAAAAUGGAGUGGUCCUCCUCUGUCUACCUUGGCUGAGUCCUUCUACUACACCCUCACCCGAGUGGGUUGGCCUUUAGCUCUCUGCUGGGUAGUCUUUGCCUGUAUGCAAGGAUACGGGGGAAUGGCCAACAGUUUCCUCUCCUCUCCGCUGUGGCAGCCCCUAUCAAGACUCUCCUACUCCGUGUAUAUGUGGCACAUGUUCUUCCAGGAAAUAAACAUUAGAAGUGUCCGGACGAAUUCCUACUUUUCGGACUACAGAGUGAUGCUCUCCUUCUGGUCGUGUUUUGGGGUCACAUUGCUGUUCUCCUAUUUUAUGCACCUGAUCAUAGAGGCGCCGUUUAGUGGACUUGACAUUUUCCUUAGGCCAAAAUCUAAGGUCAGUGCUGUCAUCAAUGAAAAGUCAGAUGUAGUUGAAGCUCAUCGAAAUGAAAUAGAAGAAAGUGGAACUUCUAACAAAACCCCUGCCGAUUAAAAUAUUCCCAAAAUGUACCAAGAAUGUAA
Drosophila kikkawai is the source of this 2132-nucleotide messenger RNA. Its product is annotated as nose resistant to fluoxetine protein 6. Gene Ontology annotation, molecular function: acyltransferase activity, transferring groups other than amino-acyl groups. The record is from RefSeq and is a predicted model, not a curated record. NCBI's taxonomy places the organism in Eukaryota, Metazoa, Arthropoda, Insecta, Diptera, Drosophilidae.